Molecule: messenger RNA, 1797 nt
Organism: Chanos chanos (milkfish)
Lineage: Eukaryota; Metazoa; Chordata; Actinopteri; Gonorynchiformes; Chanidae
Gene: rftn1a
Product: raftlin, lipid raft linker 1a
Exons: 9
Coding region: 1-1797 (598 amino acids)
Source: RefSeq, a predicted model, not a curated record
AUGGGCUGUAAACUGCCUAAACUGCGACACUCUGCUGAGGCUCCAGGGAAAAUCUACUCUACCCUUCACAGGACACAGGUGGAAACCGAGGUGGAUGUGGCCUACACCUACCACUUCCUAGACUUCCUUUUAGGGAAAGAAGAAGUGCCAGUGUCAUCUGUGUUGUAUUUGUCCUCGGUGAGAGAGUUACCAGUUCAGGUAUGUGAGCUGUAUGAACAGGGCUUCAUCUUGGCUGCCGUUCACCCAUUCGUCCACUGCGCUGGUCCGGCCAGCACAAGCCUUCAGCGCCAGCUACACCGCGCUGUGCUAAUCAGAGAGAUACGCAGCAGUGCAGAGAAUGGGGUGCUGAACCGGACUAGUCCUCGUCUCCAAACAGAUGUGUGUUUCUCAGGCAACCAGCUGCCUGACCCUGACGUAAUACAGGGAUACAUUAAAAAGGUGCAGGACUUGGCUGACCAGGGUGUGCUGUUUUUGGGGUUUCUGAAGCAGCCUGGAAGUGGUCCCUUUUUUGGAGGACGUUGGGACUCUGAGGAACUUUCCUCACUGCACUCCAGCCCCUCCUCAUUACACCAGCAAUCAACAAACCUGCUCCUUAGUCCAGCAUGUGAACAGAACCAGGGCCGACAGAAAGACCCACACCACAAGAACCUUCCAAACACGGACAAGCCGCAAACUACGGAGCUCAAAACCCAGGAAAUUCCAAAAGAGGAUCAUCAAGUCCAGGACCAACUGAACAACCAGAACUCUGAAAAACAGUCCCCAGAAAGCACUCAGAGUUCAGAUCAUCAAGACCUUGUUCAUUCCAAGAACACAGAGUACAGCCUCACGCCUGCCAGGGUCAGACCUGAGCUUCUGCUAUCGGAGUCCGAUCAUGUCCAGGACUCCAUUAUGUCCAUCGCUAACCCAAAGACCCAGGAGCCCAAUCACACGUCCCGGGUCCAUUCUCCAGACAAACCUGAACACUGGGCCAGGACCAUUCACCCUGUGCAUCAUGUACAGCUCUUCGCCCUGUACAACCAAACAAUGGGUCCGUCUGGUCCAUACAGGUUCUACUCCCUCAGGAUUCCACUGCAGGUGGAAAGAGAGGCUGGGCUUGUAACCACAGUGGAUGCCCAUUGGCUGGAUCAUUUGACAAAGCAUUUUCGUAAUGGCGCUCAACUUAUCGAUGGGUAUUUUAAUAUGGGAGAUGACACUGAGGCCUCCAUCACAGAAGGGGUCUUCAUUUUCCAGAAAGAUUCAAAGGAUGAUAUACCACCCACUGUCUAUGAUGCUAUUGUUGUGGAGCAGUGGACCACCAUUGAUGGGGUUUCAGUGAAGACAGAUUACAUUCCUCUGCUGCAGUCGCUGGCUCCAUACGGCUGGAGGCUGAUGUGUGUUCUCCCUACUCCUGUUAUCAAAUCCAACAGUGAUGGAAGUUUGACAACAAAACAGAUCCUUUUUCUUCAAAGACCUGUUCUGCCACGCAAGAGGAGAGACCUGACAAAGCUUCAUCUCAGGAUGCGAAACAAGAGAAACAUAUACAGUGGAGAACAGGCAGAGAGUGAAACAGUAAGAAACACAACUCCACCAGCAACCAUUGAGAGAGAGAUGAGGAAAAUAGAGAGUGGGGUAGGAACUGCUGAGUUCCUGCUGAGUGGGGUAGGAACUGCUGAGUUCCUGCUGAGUGGGGUAGGAACUGCUGAGGACUCAAUCACUCAGAUCAGUCAGGGCUAUGAAGACACAGAGCGAUGUGGAGAACAGCAGGAGGAACUGAGGUUGAUUUUUUCAGAACAGCCUCUCUUCUCAGGCGUGUGCUGA